Molecule: messenger RNA, 1632 nt
Organism: Periophthalmus magnuspinnatus
Lineage: Eukaryota; Metazoa; Chordata; Actinopteri; Gobiiformes; Gobiidae
Product: MIF4G domain-containing protein B-like
Exons: 6
Coding region: 143-799 (218 amino acids)
Biological process (GO): regulation of translational initiation
Cellular component (GO): cytosol
Molecular function (GO): protein binding; RNA binding; translation activator activity
Source: RefSeq, a predicted model, not a curated record
GAUCCACUACCGUCGAUGAGGACAUCCGCCUGUCCUCCAUCAUUGACUCACGGGGCUUUAAACAUUUUUGGCCGAAGAGGAGCGCAAUAAGACUUAUUUCAAUGAUCAUUUAGUGCACCGUGUUCUCUAAGAGGUUGAUACGAUGGAAAACUCCACUGAGGAAUACAAGAUCCAAUCAUUUGAUUUGGACACUCAGAUGUUACUAAAAACAGCCUUGAAAGAUCCCAGUUCUGUCAACCUGGAAAAAGUUUCGAAUAUUAUUGUGGACCAGUCUAUGAAGGAUCAGGUGUUUAGCAAAGAAGCAGGACGCAUCUGUUACACUAUAGUGCAGGCAGAGUCAAAGCAGAACAAUGGGAAUUUUCGAAGGAAUCUUCUGAAUCGACUCCAACAAGAGUUCAAGGAUAGAGAAGAAACAAGAAAGCGCUCAGUUCAAGAAUGGGUGUGCUAUGUCACUUUCAUCUGCAACAUAUUUGACUACCUCAAAGUAAACAACAUGCCAAUGGUGGCCCUGGUGCAUCCAGUGUAUGAUUGCCUAAUGAGGCUGGCCCAACCUGAUGCUCUGAUGAAUGAGGCAGAGGUGGACUGCCUGGUUUUGCAGCUACACCGAAUUGGGGAACAGUUAGAGAAAAUGAACAGUCAGCGCAUGGAUGAUCUAUUUUAUCUGCUACGUGACGGGUUUCUGCUCCAGGAGGGGCUCACAUCCAUGGCCCGCCUGUUGUUGUUGGAGAUUCUGGAGUUCAGAGCUGGAGGUUGGUUGCUCAGUAGUACUGCUCAUAAAUACUACUACAGUGAAAUCUAACUUCGAUGAAGGACUUCUUUUCCAACAUGUGUAACACUUUGACCUGGCUAAUGAUUGUAAAACCAGUGAUAUUCACCAGCCAACAUGAUCAAGGAAGUGUUUCAAAGAUUUCUGUUUAGUUUGAGAUCAAUGUAUUAGGACCAGUAGUUUUUCUAGUUUUUGUUGUUUGUUUGUUUUUUACCAAAACAUGGUGCUGUGGAUGUGGAAGGUAUAAAUAGAUUUUCCCCACAGAUAGACUUUGUUUUUAUUGUUAAGCUUUAAGUUUUGAUUGCAGUGAAAAACAAAUUUCUUUACAAAAGGUGGUUCUUUUAUAUAGCAUUAAAAUUGUUUAGAACAUUUACCAGAUUUUUGCCUCUUUCAAUGGUUCAAUUCUGAUUAACAUUUGCUUUACUCUCCUAUUCUAUAAUCAAUACAGAAUAGAUUUGUUGUUAUGAUUUGACUAAUUUAUUUACAGUACUGUUUCAUGUUUGACUGCUCAAGAUAUAGGAGAAUAAACAUGACCUGUUUAUAGAAUGUGGCUUUAUAAUUAACUGCAGAAAGAAUUUUGGCAUUUUAUGUUUGGCUACCUUAAUUAAGCUCAGUCUUUAAAGUGGUAAUUAUUAAUUUGAGCAAAAAAUAAAAUUGCCAAGUUAUUUGUCUAUUUUGACAAUCUUCAAUUUGAUAUACAAAAAGAGUCAAGUUUUUUGUUCAACAUUUACUUUCAAGUAGGACUCCAGUGGUGGCUAUGUUAUGUUUACAAAGUGUAUUUAUGAAAAUGUGAUUUUUUUUUUUUUUUUAAUCAUUGAUUUAGUUGUGUAUAUUUUAUGUUUGUUUGUAAUAAAUCUAUUUUCCCC